Messenger RNA from Closterium sp. Naga37s-1, 2061 nucleotides. NCBI's taxonomy places the organism in Eukaryota, Viridiplantae, Streptophyta, Zygnematophyceae, Desmidiales, Closteriaceae. The record is from the annotation of a GenBank genome assembly.
AUGAUCCCACAUUACGCCGACAGCGACGACGCCAGCAGCCCGAAGAAGCUUCGCCGAAGGACCCUGGCGUCGGACGUGCUCCCGCUGCCGCUCUGGCUCACCAACACUGUCUUCCUCCUCACAUUCAUCUUCUCCUGCUGCUACCUGCUCCAGCAAUGGCGCGAGCAGCUCUACUCUUCGGAGAAGCUUCACGAGCUGCUGUGGCGCGAUCUCGUCGCCGUCUGCCUCGGUAUGGGCUCCUUCAUUUACCUUAUAAACUUCUUCGGGGUCGGAUUCGUUCAGUCGGCCAUCGAGCAGAGCAUGCUUUCCGAGGAGGAGGAUGCGAAGGAGAGGGAAGAGGAGGACGAUGACGAGGAGGGGGAAGAUGAGGAAGAGGAGGAGAAAGACCCAAAGGAGUUGCUUUCCCGCCACAGGCGCAACCAUCGGCGCAACCAUUCGCGCGGGCACUGUGUCCCCCAUCAACCGGAGCCCUGGUAUAAGCCCGAACCGAUCCCAACUCCCGUUACUGCCACCCCCGCUACUACCAACCCCUCCACUGCCACCUCCGCCACUGCCACCCCCGCUACUGCCACCCCCGCUACAAUCACUUCCGCUUCAAGCGCGCCUGCUCCCGCGGCGCCCAAGACCUGCACCUUCAAGCUCGACAGUUCGUUCUCGCUACCAGACGUCCCGUUACAGGACCUUCCGGACGACGACAUUGCGCGCGCCGUCGCGCGCGGCGCCAUCCCCAUACAUUCCCUCGAAACCCAACUCGGCAACACUCUCCGCGCCGCCGCGGUCCGCCGGCGCGCCGUUGAGAUCAAAACAGGCCGCUCUCUCGCGGGGCUGCCCCUCGAGAAUUACGACUACGACGCGAUCCGCGGCGCGUGCUGCGAGAUGGUCGUCGGCCACGUGACGAUCCCCGUCGGCGUCGCAGGCCCUCUGCGACUCGACGACGCGGAGUUCUUCGUACCCAUGGCGACGACCGAAGGCUGCCUCGUCGCCAGCACCAACCGCGGCUGCAAGGCCAUCUGCGCCGCGGGCGGCGCGCGCAGCGUCGUGCUGCGCGACGGCAUGACCCGCGCGCCCGCCGUGCAGCUCCCCUCCGCGCUCCGCGCGGCGGAGCUCAAAGCCUUCGCGGAGAACCCGCGCAACUGGGCUCUCCUCGCGGACGCAUUCAACAGCAGCAGCCGCUUCGCGCGCCUGCAAACCCUCAGCGUGGCGGUGGCGGGGCGCAACGCGUUCAUCCGCGUGGAGAGCAGCACGGGCGACGCGAUGGGCAUGAACAUGGUUUCCAAGGGCACGGGGAACGUGCUGGGCGUGCUCGGCGCGCAGUUCCCGGACAUGCGCGUGGUGAGCAUGUCGGGCAACUACUGCGCGGAUAAGAAGGCCACUGCUGUGAACUGGAUCAAGGGGCGCGGCAAAUCCGUCGUCUGCGAAGUCACCAUCCCUGGCCGCGUGGUCGAGUCGGUGCUAAAGACAACUGUAGCCGCCCUGGUGGAGCUGAACACGACAAAGAACCUCGUCGGGUCAGCCCUGGCGGGCGCGGUGGGUGGAUGCAACGCGCACGCGAGCAACAUCGUGACGGCGGUGUUCCUGGCCACGGGGCAGGACCCCGCGCAGAACGUCGAGAGCUCGCAGUGCCUCACGCUGCUAGAGGCGGCCAAUGACGGGGCCGACCUGCACGCCUCUGUCACGCUGCCAGCGAUUGAAGUCGGCACCGUUGGCGGAGGGACCUUCCUUGCCCCGCAGGCGGCUGCGCUAUCCCUGCUAGGCGUGAAGGGGUCCCACAGCACGCAGCCGGGGGCGAACGCACAGCAGCUGGCGCGAGUGGUGGCAGCAGCAGUUCUGGCGGGGGAGCUCUCUCUCUGCUCCGCCCUCGCCUCGGGCCACCUCGUGCAGGCUCACCUCAAAUACAACCGCUCCACGCUCAAUGCUGCCUCGUCCUCUGCUGCCGCUGUGGUGGCAUCUGCUGCUGCUGCUGAUACCGCUGCGGCUGGUGCUGCUGAUACCGCUGCGGCUGGUGCUGCUGGGGCAGUUUCUGCUGAAUCUGAGGGCCUCUGCAUGGUCAGCAAAUGCUGA